Molecule: messenger RNA, 486 nt
Organism: Rhipicephalus sanguineus (brown dog tick)
Lineage: Eukaryota; Metazoa; Arthropoda; Arachnida; Ixodida; Ixodidae
Exons: 4
Coding region: 1-462 (153 amino acids)
Source: RefSeq, a predicted model, not a curated record
AUGUACCGCUACCUCCGUACAAGCCAAACAGUGGUGGAGCUAGAAGUCCCCCUUGGCCGUGUGGUCGGCGGCACGCAGGUGUACAAAGGCACCUUCCGGCCCUGCUCCUCUCACGAAGACUGCCUUCCCAACGAGUGCUGCGUCUACGGCCUGAGCAGGGGCGACAGCUGCAUCCAGCAGUCCAAGCCGUGUCCCGUCAUUAAGGUGCCCGUAAGACCGCGGCCCCGCUUUUGCCCGCCGUACAACAGUGGCGGCUUCUUCUUCAACGCGUGCUCGGCGCCCGAGGACUGCCCAUACCCGUACCUGUGCUGUCGCCUCCGGGGAUCCUACAUGUGUGUGCCCUCCUUCUAUGACAGGCGCCGCCGACGACGUCGACGUCACGCGAUCGCAGGCCUGCAUUACGAGCACGACGACGUCGGGGUGUCGAAGUGGCACGCGACUGAUACGGCUUUGUCUUCCUGAGAGCCUGCAGUAAACGUGAUGCCA